This is a messenger RNA of Mesocricetus auratus (golden hamster), 999 nucleotides long. RefSeq names its product tyrosine 3-monooxygenase/tryptophan 5-monooxygenase activation protein zeta (gene Ywhaz). The record is from RefSeq and is a predicted model, not a curated record. Gene Ontology annotation, cellular component: cytoplasm. Gene Ontology annotation, biological process: signal transduction. The transcript is spliced from 6 exons. Lineage: Eukaryota; Metazoa; Chordata; Mammalia; Rodentia; Cricetidae. Bases 170 to 907 code for a protein of 245 amino acids.
UGCCGGGGCUGGUGAUUGGAGGAAACCCCGUGUCUGCGGAGCCGCUGUAGCCUGUGAGCAGCGGGAUCAGGGACAGAGUCUCAGCCUCGCCGCCGCCGCCGCCGCCCAGGGACACUGCCGAGCCGGGCCCCGAGCGCCGCCACCCACUCCGGACACAGACUUCCCAGUUAUGGAUAAGAAUGAGCUGGUGCAGAAGGCCAAGCUGGCCGAGCAGGCCGAGCGGUACGACGACAUGGCAGCCUGCAUGAAGUCUGUGACCGAGCAAGGAGCCGAGCUGUCCAACGAGGAGCGGAAUCUCCUCUCCGUCGCGUACAAGAAUGUUGUGGGGGCCCGCAGGUCAUCUUGGAGGGUUGUCUCAAGUAUUGAGCAGAAGACGGAAGGCGCCGAGAAGAAGCAGCAGAUGGCUCGGGAGUACAGGGAGAAAAUUGAGGCGGAGUUGAGAGACAUCUGCAAUGACGUCCUGUCUCUUUUGGAAAAGUUCUUGAUCCCCAAUGCUUCGCAAGCAGAAAGCAAAGUCUUCUAUUUGAAGAUGAAGGGCGACUACUACCGCUACCUGGCUGAGGUUGCUGCUGGUGAUGACAAGAAGGGAAUUGUGGAACAGUCACAGCAAGCGUACCAAGAAGCAUUUGAAAUCAGCAAAAAGGAAAUGCAGCCAACACAUCCUAUCAGACUGGGUCUGGCCCUUAACUUCUCUGUGUUCUAUUAUGAGAUUCUGAAUUCCCCAGAGAAAGCCUGCUCUCUUGCAAAAACAGCUUUUGACGAAGCCAUUGCUGAACUUGAUACAUUAAGUGAAGAGUCGUACAAAGACAGCACGCUAAUAAUGCAGUUACUGAGAGACAACUUGACAUUGUGGACAUCGGACACCCAAGGAGACGAAGCGGAAGCAGGAGAAGGAGGGGAAAAUUAACUUCCAGCCUUUGUCUGCCUCACUCUAAAAUUUACACAGUAGACCGUUUGUCAUCCAUGCUGUCCCACAAAUAGUUUUUUGUUUACGAUUUA